AUGGGCGAGGAGCGCGUCGGCAGUGCGGAGGAGGUGGGGUCGCUGCUGCACGAGCUGCUGCUCGUGCUUGGCAUCUUCGUGCACGGCUCGCGCGCCAACGCGGAGCUGCUGCGGUGGAGGUGCGGCGAGCGGCCCACCAUGCUGCAGCGGCUCGUCUCGCUGCCCUUCCGCUACUGGUGCGUGCCGGCGCUGCGCCGCGUGCUGCUGCCGACAUUGCUGUGCGGCUGCCUGCACGACCCGACCAACACUCAGAUCCUGUCGGCCUCGCUCCACCCGGCGCACCUGGUCCGCUUCCUGCAGGAGGAGACGGAGUCGGCGGGCGACUCGCCGAGCGGCGCGACGCCCGCCGCAGUCCUCCUCCCCGACCCGUCGGAGCUGCCAAUCGUCAACAUGGACUAUGCGCUCUCGGCCCGGCUCCCGAGGGAGGAGUGGGCGGGCGCCAUCGCAUUCUUCUCUUCUGCCGCGCUCCGCUGA
Molecule: messenger RNA, 474 nt
Organism: Emiliania huxleyi CCMP1516
Lineage: Eukaryota; Haptophyta; Isochrysidales; Noelaerhabdaceae
Exons: 2
Coding region: 1-474 (157 amino acids)
Source: RefSeq, a predicted model, not a curated record